Molecule: messenger RNA, 2147 nt
Organism: Spodoptera litura
Lineage: Eukaryota; Metazoa; Arthropoda; Insecta; Lepidoptera; Noctuidae
Source: RefSeq, a predicted model, not a curated record
UUUAGGAAACAAAACAAUUUUGUCUAUGGUCCCUACCUAAAUAAUGGCCUAUGGCUACUGUAUCAUUAAUUUUAUUGUUUCUAUUGUGUAUAAUUAGUAAAUAAACACGAAAACAAGAUUUUCUUAAAUCUAAAACUACAAAGCAACAUUGCAUUCAUGAAGAACACACAAAUAUAUCUGGAGAAACGUGUAAAUUGCUUAUAACGAAAAUGAAUAUAAAUGUCAAUGUUUAUGAAGUUCCUGUGGUGAACGCUGUUAUAAUGCACCAACCGGCGCCCCCAGAGCCUCAACAGAACCAUGUACAGCAGCCCCCGCCUCAGGUUAACCCACCAGAACAACAACAACAGCACCUCGUUGAGAGAAAACCGAAAAUCGAUAAGAAAAAGAAAGAAGCUAUUGAGGGGCAAGCUCGAGAGAUAAUCUUUAAGGUAAUAAAGUUCUUUGAGAGUGAAAAACAGAACAGAGGAUACGCGUAUCCAGUAGAGAAUGUUGUUAAAAGAGCGUGUGCGGCCACAGGACUGUCUGAAAGUACAAUAAAGAGGAUAAAACGCGAUGGUUUGAAAGCAGAGGCAACACAGACUAAAAUUGCUGGCCCCAAGAAGAAAAGAGUUCGGAAAACAAAGGUUCAACUGGAUUACUUCCAGCUAUGCGCUCUAAGAGGUAUAGUGAAUAGUUAUUCAGUGAGAAAAGAGGUCCCAACACUUGGGAAGAUUCUUAAUGCCGCAAAAGUAGAAUUAAACUACAGAGGAGGUAAGGAAUCUUUAAGAUUAAUAUUACUAAACAAGCUUGGUAUUAAGUUUAAGAAGUGUGAAAAGAAGAAUAAGAAGCCUCCGGAACAACCACCACAACCACCGCAACCUCAACCGCAGAUCCAGAAUAUCAUGCAACACCAACCGAUGCAGCAGGUUAUGAAACCAGUUGACAAUCAGUGUGUCUACACGUCUAUGAUGCCGCAUGUACCACCAGUAUCGUAUUAAACUAGGUUACAAUGAGAAUUAUAUCAAAUAUGUUAUGUUUUGUUCUUAAAACUGGUGUUACGGAUCAUUUUGUUAUUAUUUUAUAGGUGUUCUGAUAAGAAUGUCGUGUUUUCAUAUUGGACUAUAGCUUCUUGUGCGCUUUCACCUGCUGCUCGGGUCCUAUUGAAUGCAGCGUGAUAUUUUAUAGCCUAUACCCUUCUUUGAUAAAUGCGCUAUCCAACACAAAAGAAUUAUACAAAUCUGACCAGCGAUUAACAAGUUCAAACAAACUGACUAAAAUCGCAGGUUACUUACAUGAAUAUACUGAGAAAAGCUCUACUAAUUUCGAACCACAGAGGGGUUCUUCCUUAUGAAUAGCGUGCUUCAGCUUUAUAUUAUUGUAUAAGAAAAGAUAGUAUGUGAUUGGGACGGCUAAUACUUCAAGAAGUAGCAUCAAAACUUUUGGUUAGCCCAAUGUCUUGUGUUGGUUAUAGCCAUAUAUCCCCAAGCAGUCACCAAUGAUCACUCUCGACUAACUACAUUAUAGACCUUAUUUCCAAUGUUUAGAGACUACUUAUAUAUGAACGGAUGUAGCGGAUGAUAUUUCAACAGGAUAGAGUAACUUAUUAAGCCACAAUUAUGAAAAAUCUUCAAAAUUUAUUCAUAAAAAAGUAGUUUUUAAAUACCGGAAAUACGGUCUAUAGUGGAGUUAGCGGAGAGCAGUCACCGGUGACAGCUUUAGGACCCCGGUCCUACCUAACUGCCCGCAGUUAGGUAUUCCAACAGUACUAGAGGCAUCAAAAGUUACUAUGAAGGAGCUUCUUUUGAUCUAUUCAGGGUUAAUAAAGGACUAGCUUCCUAGCUUCUGCCAUCAGCUUCGCCCGCAUUUACAUGGGUUCAAAAAUAGCCUACGUCUUAUUUCAGAUCUUAGUCUACCCAUACUCCAAAUAUCAUCCUGAUCACUUCCGCCAUUUUAACGUAACUGAGUAAUAAUUGACAAACAUACAUGCAAACUUGCAUUUAUCAUACUAAUUAAAACUAGAACUAUUUUGAGUAGUUUGGUAUGCUGUUGGCAUCCAAAUUGGCAUCAAAAUAGUCUUAUUAGAAUCACCUAGAUUCCUUAACCAACGAGCAUGGAUGAAAAGAUUGAUGACUGUUGAUGAAGCGAAAGAGGUAUGUAGGAAUCAUAGU